AACAACUAGUAUUUAAUCCCACCAUCAACCUCCAUUUCACAUUCCCCUUUCAUCUUCAAAUUAACAAUACUCAAGACAAUAUAUACAAAGAUAUACAUACAUACCAUCAUGGUUGUUCUCUCUUCUCCUUCCCCGUUACGAACCAAGAAAACCCGCGCCAUUGGCAUCCCUGUAAUCGACCUAUCUCUUGACACCGCCACUUUGGCUAGCCAUAUCAUCACGGCUUGUCAAGACUACGGUUUUUUCAAACUUGUGAAUCACGGUGUCCCAAUUGAUGUCAUCUCCAAAAUGGAGGAAAUUGCACAAGGUUUCUUCUCUAAACCCGCCUCGGAAAAAGUCAAAGUCAAAGCUAACCCACCUAGCCCUUUUGGCUAUGGGUGCCGAAAUAUUGGGUUCAAUGGUGAUAUUGGUGAACUCGAAUACAUUCUUCUUCAAGCCAAUUCUCUUGCAUUUGGCUCGGAGGACACUUUUAAUGUCAUUUCUGAUCAUCCAACAGAUUUCAGUCAUGCCGUGGACAAUUACAUCAAUGCAGUGAAAGGUUUGACAUGUGGGUUGCUAGAAAUAUUGGCAAUUGGCCUUUCAUUACCAGACACUGAUGUUUUUAGUCGUUUUAUACAAGAUGUUGAUAACGAUUCAUGUUUUCGGGUCAAUCAUUAUCCCGGGGUUAAGACUGAUGGUCAUCCGUCCAACCAACCCAACCCGGUUCAUCGGAUUGGGUUUGGAGAGCAUUCUGACCCACAAAUCUUUACCAUUUUGAGAUCUAACGACGUUCCUGGCCUCCAAAUAUCUACUGCUGACGGAUUAUGGAUCCCAGUAACUACUGAACCUACCGAUUUUUGUGUCUUCGUUGGUGAUGCUUUAGAGGUUAUGACGAAUGGAAGAUUCAAAAGUGUAAGACAUAGAGUUAUGGCAAACAUGUCGAGCAAGUCAAGAGUGUCGAUGAUGUAUUUCGCGGCACCCGCUUUGAAUGAAUGGAUAUCUCCUAUCCCACAAAUGAUCUCACCUGGAAACAUAAGGCUAUACAAAUCAUUUACUUGGAAUGAAUACAAGAAAGCUGCAUAUUCUCUACGUUUAGGAGAUCAAAGAAUUGACCGAUUCAAGUGUCAUUCAAGUUUAUGUUGAUAAAAAAUAAUUGUUCCAUAUAUUCUUGGAACAUAUCUAUAUAAUUAUAUAUAUAGGUUAGA
Messenger RNA from Erigeron canadensis, 1184 nucleotides. RefSeq names its product gibberellin 2-beta-dioxygenase 2. NCBI's taxonomy places the organism in Eukaryota, Viridiplantae, Streptophyta, Magnoliopsida, Asterales, Asteraceae. The transcript is spliced from 3 exons. Gene Ontology annotation, biological process: gibberellin catabolic process; response to light stimulus. The coding region runs from base 109 to 1122 and encodes 337 amino acids. The record is from RefSeq and is a predicted model, not a curated record.